This is a messenger RNA of Exophiala aquamarina CBS 119918, 1125 nucleotides long. RefSeq lists its product as uncharacterized. The record is from RefSeq and is a predicted model, not a curated record. Gene Ontology annotation, biological process: C-terminal protein methylation. NCBI's taxonomy places the organism in Eukaryota, Fungi, Ascomycota, Eurotiomycetes, Chaetothyriales, Herpotrichiellaceae. Gene Ontology annotation, molecular function: protein C-terminal leucine carboxyl O-methyltransferase activity. The transcript is spliced from 2 exons. Bases 1 to 1125 code for a protein of 374 amino acids.
AUGUCGGCACCACACAUACCGAAUUUAAACUCUCUUCGGCGAGGACCACGAGGAAGGGGUCGAGGCUUAGGAGAUCGUCCUGGAGGUGUGAGUCACAAACAUGUGGAUCAUGAUCAAGUUGUGCGAAACACCGACAAUGAUGCUGCCACCUCCCGAUUAAGCGCCGUGGAGGCUGGAUAUCUCGAGGAUCCGUUUGCCAGACUCCUUGCACCAGGGGAUGGCGUUCAGCGGCGCCUACCUCUCAUGAAUCGAGGGACGUACGUUAGAACGGCAGCAAUUGAUAAGAUUGUCUACAGGUUUUUAUCCUCCAGGGAAUCUGGGCGCAAGCAAAUUAUCUCUCUUGGGGCAGGCAGCGACACCCGGUACUUCCGGUUGAAGCAGAAACAACGCGGUCUUGACCUGGCCUAUCACGAAAUCGAUUUUGCAGCCAACACACAACGCAAGAUCAGCCACCUACGAAGUGUUCCCUUUUCUAAUCAAGCCAAAUCAUUGUGUGGUAUCGACUUGCAGGCCUCUGAUGUUGAGGUUUCUCAAGAUAGGACCAAGUUAUCCUCGACGGAUUAUUUUAUCCAUCCCCAGGAUCUGAGAAGCUUACCAAAGAUUGAGACCGGGCUCACUGGGAUUGACACUUCCCUACCGACGCUCAUCCUCUCAGAGUGCUGCCUCAUCUAUCUGCCUCCAGAUGACGCGGAUAGUGUUUUGGACUGCUUCGAUCGAAUCUUCCCACCAACCACACCUUUGGCGAUUGUGAUCUACGAGCCCAUUCGCCCAUUCGAUGCGUUUGGGAAGACGAUGGUGAGAAACCUCAUGGAAAGAGGUAUUCAAUUGCAAACUCUGGAGAAAUACUCUGGGCUUGAAGAACAACGACAACGACUAAACAAUCACGGCUUCGUUGUAACUUCCAAUGGAUCAAUAGCUGGAGCGGAAGCAGCCGACAUUGAUGCCAUUUGGCAUAGGUGGAUCGACCCUGAGGAAAAGGAGAGGAUCGAGGGGUUGGAAUGGAUGGAUGAAGUGGAGGAGUUCGUCCUGUUAGCGAAGCAUUAUUGCAUCUGCUUGGGUUGGAGGGGAUUUGGGGAUGGCUCUUUAUGGAGCCCGCUGCUGCAAUCACUCGAGACGGGCGGGUGA